AAAGCCACGAAAGAGGGCAUAAAUUGUCACCAGAUUAACCAUAAUUAAAGCCACUUAGCGACCAGCGAAUUUAACCCGUGAGCAACAAGAGCAUUUGUGUGAGGAAAAGGUGAUAAAGGGCAAACUAUUCAUGUGAGUUGAAUUAUAUUUCCAUCUAAAUCAUGCGUAAUAAAAUCAAUAUUUUUUAGUUUUAAGCUACUACCAGAAAAGUUGCUGUAAAAAUUCAGUUUGUUCUGAGGUCCGAACAAUCUUAAAAAUGAAUAACCUCACUGGCUAUUGCUGCGGGAUCUGCAAGGCUGCGGUGGAAAAGGACGGCGACCUGCCCUUCUGCGACCACUGCCAGCAAUUCUUCCACUACGAGUGCGCGCAGCUCGAGAAGGGUGUCAAGGACGAUUCUUGGAGGUGCCCCAACUGCGCGACCGAAAUGGAGGUCACCCAGGUCAUCGUGAAGUUUGACGACCUGGAAAAGACCCUGCAGGAGCUGGAAGCAGAAGCGAAGCGCCAGGAGGAGAGAAUCGUCGCGGAACAACAGCUGCACAAACGUCGCCUGGAGCUGCAACAGCAAACACAGCAGCGCCAACAAGAGGCCGAAAGGCAGAUGCUGGCCCUUGAGCAGCAGCUCAUGGAGCAACAACUCGCUGCCGAGAAGCAGUUCCAGGAACAGCAGAAAAAGAACAAGGAAGAUUUCGAGGCCAAGAUGGCACAACUAAAGGCCGAGGCAAAGAGUCCUGAAGAAAAGAAGAAAAAGAAAACUAAAACGUCCAAAGGGGACAAAAAGAAGCUCGAUGCCCCAGGCACAGCUGGCCCCAGCGGAAUCUCAACGCCGCUCCGGCAUCCGGGAGUUACGAUUCCAGAAGUACCCAAACCAAAACCGACUCCGAUACCGGCGGACUCAGGUGAAGAGGGUAACGGCAACGAAGGAGACGAGUCCGGCUCGGACACUAGCGGAACGGAGACGGAAUCCAGUUCGUCGGAUGAUGAGCAGGAAAAAGCGGAAGUAGAACCACCCAAGCAGCUACGGGGGCCAACGAAGGCGCAGCUUACUGCCCGCCAGUUCUUGGCCAGAAAACUGCCCGUAUUCACUGGACGCUGCGAAGAGUGGCCAAUGUUUAUAAGCAGCUACGAGACGUCGAACCUGGCCUGCGGAUUUUCGAACGUCGAGAACCUCGCCAGACUGCAAGACAGCAUUCGGGAGCCAGCGUUGACCAACGUGCGCAGCCUACUGUUGCUGCCCGAGAAGGUCCCGGCGGCGAUCGAAACUCUACGCAUGCUGUACGGCCGGCCCGAACAGCUGCUCAACACGCUGCUGAUCAAGGUACGGAAGGCCGACUCUCCCAGGUCGGAUCGUCUGGAGUCGUUCAUUUACUUCGGCGUCGUGGUCCAGCAGCUCGUAGACCACCUCGAGGCCACCCACAUGAACGAUCACCUGGUCAACCCACUGUUGAUCCGAGAGCUGGUGGAGAAACUACCCGCCGGGUCGAAACUCGAAUGGAUUCGGUUCAAGAAGCUGAAGAAGCACGUCUCGCUCCGAACUUUCGCUGACUUCCUAUCGGACAUCGUGACCGACGCUAGCGAGGCCACACUGUUCACCGAACCGCAGCUGCAACAUCAGCCGCAGUCUCGCAGAGACGUCAAACCAAAAGCUGGAUCCAGAACGCACGAAAGCUACCUUCACACUCACGCUGCUGCGGAGAAUAGCGGAGACACAAACCAUGCCGGUGUAAACAACAAAAGACCAUGCAGGAUUUGUGAUCGCACCGACCAUCGAGUCCGCAACUGUGAGAAGUUCAAGCAGCUGAAAUUGGAGGAUCGUUUGGACGCAGUCAAGAAGUGGCAACUCUGUAAGCUGUGCCUGAAUGAGCACGGGUCUGCCCGCUGCCGGAUGAACUUCAGGUGCAACGUGGGAAACUGCAAGGAGCGGCACAACGCACUUCUGCACAGCGACGUCCCCGCAACGGUCGCCAACUGCAACGCUCACGAUGUGCGGGCCAGACAGCCGGUGAUCUUCAGGAUGAUUCCGGUCACGCUGUACAACGGCGGCAGAUCGGUCAACAUUAUCGCGUUUCGCGUACACGUUGGUGGACGAGUCCAUCACGAAGUUGCUGAACGUUCGCGGCUCAGUUCAACCACUGCGCAUUAUGUGGACUGCUGGAGUUUCAAGGCUGGAGAGACAAUCGGAGAACGUGUGCCUGUCGAUCUCUGCAAGAGGGGUGUCGACUCAGUUCCAGAUCAAGAACGCCCACACCGUGAACGAGCUGAAACUUCCGGAACAAACCGUGUGCUUCGCAGACGUCGUCAAGGAGUACAAGCAUCUGCACGAUCUCCCGGUGGCAGAUUACCGCGGCGCGCCGAAGAUCUUGAUUGGCUUGAAGGAUCUGCACCUGUACGCGCCACUCGAGUCUCGGAUCGGCGGCGCUGGAGAACCAAUCGCUGUAAAGUCGAAACUUGGAUGGACGAUCUACGGACCCCACGAGAACAAUGCGCCAGCAGCUGGAUUCGUAGGUCAUCAUGUUUGUCACCAAGUCUCUAACCAAGACCUGCAUGAUCUCCUGAAGAACCAGUACCUCCUCGAAGAAACUGGCAUCUCCAUGGCGCUGCUGCCGGAGUCGGACGAGGAUA
This is a messenger RNA of Culex quinquefasciatus (southern house mosquito), 2619 nucleotides long. RefSeq lists its product as uncharacterized. The record is from RefSeq and is a predicted model, not a curated record. NCBI's taxonomy places the organism in Eukaryota, Metazoa, Arthropoda, Insecta, Diptera, Culicidae. The transcript is spliced from 2 exons. The coding region runs from base 257 to 2530 and encodes 757 amino acids.